Dovyalis caffra is the source of this 756-nucleotide messenger RNA. The record is from the annotation of a GenBank genome assembly. Lineage: Eukaryota; Viridiplantae; Streptophyta; Magnoliopsida; Malpighiales; Salicaceae.
AUGGCCGUUGAAGAUCCAUCUUCUCCCCAUGGUCUGAAACUAGCAAUCGAAGAUUACCCUUAUGCCAAUGAUAGUCUUGAGUUAUGGGCCAUCAUCAAACAAUGGGUCAGCGACUAUGUCAAUCACUACUAUCCAGAAGCAAGUCUCAUUGAGUCUGAUUCUGAGCUCCUAGCAUGGUGGGAAGAAGUACGUACUGUAGGCCAUGGUGACAAAAAGGAUGAACAAGGGUGGCCUGAGCUAAAAACACCGCAGGACCUUAUCGAAAUCAUCACAACUAUUGUAUGGGUUGCCUCGGGUCACCAUGCUGCUGUGAACUUUGGACAAUAUGCUUAUGCAGGGUAUGUCCCAAAUAGGCCUACAAUUACUAGACGAAACAUGCCAAAUGAAGACAAAAAAGAUAAGGAUUGGAAAUUGUUUUUGGAAAAACCUGAAGAAAUACUUUUGAAAACCUUCCCUUCACAACUUCAGGCAUUAAAAGUGAUGUCUACGUUGAGUGUCUUAUCUGAACACUCUCCUGAUGAGGAGUAUCUAGGUAAAAAAAUAGAGCCAGUUUGGGCUGAGGAUCCUGUUAUAACUAGCGCUUUCGAUAAAUUUCAUGGUAGUUUAAACAAGCUUGAAAGCACUAUAGCUACAAGGAAUGCUGACGAGAAUUUGUUUAACAGACAUGGAGCUGGUGUUAUGCCUUAUGAGUUAUUGAUACCAUUCUCCGGAAAAGGGAUUACAGGGACAGGAGUCCCCUAUAGCAUCUCCAUUUGA